AUGACGACGACAACGGAGACAGUCACAGUGCAAUCGACACUUCCCUUCAUGGAAGUGCAUGCGCUAUAUGCACCUAUUGCCACUGGCCGCCUUAUUGUUCGGCCGAUUUGCCUUAGAGACAUCGAAGGAUUCCAUGCUCUUUCUAGCCAACCCGAAGUCGCAGCUUUGGGUUUUCUUCGCGGAGCUCAUGCCGAGUACGAUAUCAUCCAGAAUUUCGCAGUCAUGUUAAACAACAUGAGACCCUGGAUUGAGCAAAAAAUAGACUUUAGUAUCCUCCUCCAGACUCCAGAUGGCGGAGAAGGAGAAUACAUUGGACUAAUGUCUAUCGACUUUCCGGCGGAAAAUUGGCCGGUUCUCUCGUACAGGCUUCGGAGGGAGUAUUGGUCGCAGGGAUAUAUGUCUGAGGCUUUACUAGGCUUUUUAAACUUUUGGUGGAAUCUUCCUCGCGGUUAUGCGCAAAACAGGGUGAGCUCGGCCUCUUUACACCCUAGUGAGCGUACGGCUGGUAUCCCAAACGUCAGCGAGAGGAUGUUUGCUACUGUAGAAGAUGGCAAUCAAGCAAGCAGAAAAGUGCUCCUGAAAUCAGGAUUUGUGUCUGUUGGGCAGUAUGGCCAAGGCACGGAAGCUUUUGUUAACGUUUUCCCGCAGACUCAGGUUCCGCCAGCAGCUUAUCGAGAAAGGUUUUGGGGCAAACAAAAUGAUAAUACUGGUCCAACAAGCCUACCAUUUAAUGGUUUACAUAUAUGA
Daldinia caldariorum is the source of this 747-nucleotide messenger RNA. Its product is annotated as GNAT domain-containing protein. The record is from RefSeq and is a predicted model, not a curated record. Gene Ontology annotation, molecular function: acyltransferase activity, transferring groups other than amino-acyl groups. The coding region runs from base 1 to 747 and encodes 248 amino acids. Lineage: Eukaryota; Fungi; Ascomycota; Sordariomycetes; Xylariales; Hypoxylaceae. The transcript has a single exon.